Molecule: messenger RNA, 3436 nt
Organism: Thrips palmi
Lineage: Eukaryota; Metazoa; Arthropoda; Insecta; Thysanoptera; Thripidae
Product: histone-lysine N-methyltransferase PR-Set7-like
Exons: 7
Coding region: 370-1539 (389 amino acids)
Molecular function (GO): histone H4K20 methyltransferase activity; protein binding
Source: RefSeq, a predicted model, not a curated record
GCAUCUACAAUUUCUGGCAUUCGAACCAGUGCCCGCGCGAAGCCGGACGGGCGUCAGGCGUCUUCCUCGGUGUUUAGUCACAGCAUCUUUUGUUUUCAUGUCAACCAAUAACACAACAGUGAGGAGAAGGCGGAUGUGUGAUAGGCAUCCAAUAUUUUGUCCCCUCGUCUGUGGUCUUGGCUCCUCAUAAAUUCGAGUGAUACAUCCAAAAGUCCCCAAUGGCGGUGACGGCGUUCCGACUUGUCAAGCGUGCCGAGAUCCUCUCUACACAAUUGUUAUUUUUGCUCCACUGAAAACGGAACAAGCACCCAGCUUCGCCCGACUGCACCACUUCAAUCGAACGGGGUUUUUUUUUUCAAGAUAGCCGUCAUGCGAGGCAAAAGAAAGGGCCGUGGAGGUAGAAGGGGUCUCCAAACCCCAAGUGAUCUACCUAGUGAUUCUCCCAAGCGCAAGGAUUCACGCAUUGAAUUCCAGGGGCAUUUGUCUCAUGCAAGCCCUCCAAUCACAAGGUUUUUCCAUCCUCAACCUAAUGACCAACUUGCCCCCAAUACUGAGAAACUUGCAGAGGUGUUGGAUCCCUCAGAGCAAGUUACGUUGCCUCUGAUAGACACGGAAGCACCAGUCUUAGAAGAAGUGGCACCUGCUACAGUACAACCUGAAAAACUUGAAGAUAUUUCUGACAAGGGAACAAAUCAAAGUCACACAUCCACCGCGGACUGCGCAGGAAACGAUAAACUAGAAGAAAUACGACCUGCAACUCCUCAUAAGAUUGUACUUGAUGCCAAUGAACCUUCUCUUACAUCUCCUUCUAAUGCUCUUUCUCAACUGUCACUCAUCAAUGGAGCAUUGAAAAAGACCACCAAGUCUCGUCGAAAGCUAAACACAAGUCAGACUGCCAACCAAAUAACCCUAUCUCAAGCAGGACCAAAAGUAAAUUGUUGUACCAAACCCAAACCAUCUACUGCCCCUGACUCCAAAACACCUGUGGUAGCAGCUGCAACCAAUGGAUCUCAGCAUAAACUGACUGAGUAUUUCCCAGUGCGACGUAGUGUCCGCAAAACUAAAAAAACUGUGUUGGAAGAGAAACAAAGAACUCUUGAAGAAGCUGUGCUAAUGUGUAAAGAAGAAGGGCUGGAGAUUCACAAUUUUGAGGGCAAAGGUCGAGGCAUUGUGGCCAGAAGACAUUUUGCCAAAGGAGAGUUUGUUGUUGAGUAUGCUGGUGAGCUAAUCAAGAUGGAUGAGGCUCGGGAUAGAGAGAAAUUAUAUGCCACAGACCAAAAUACAGGUUGCUACAUGUAUUAUUUCAAAUAUCGCAACCUACAGUACUGUGUGGAUGCUACACCAGAAUCUGAUCGUUUGGGAAGACUUGUGAAUCACUCACGAAAUGGAAACCUCAUGACCAAAACCAUCACAAUAGACAAUACACCUCGUUUGAUUUUAAUAGCCAAAGAAGAUAUUCAGUCUGGAGAAGAAGUCACAUAUGAUUAUGGAGACCGCAGCAAAGAAUCACUGAAGUACCAUCCAUGGCUUGCUUCCUAAAAAGUUUUUUUUUUUUAAUUUAUACAUGUUACCUUAUCCCCAACUAAAAUCUCUUAAACUCUUGCUUCAGAUUUCUGACAUAGUGGUUUUCAUCAAACCAAAGCAUUCCGUUAAUAUAAAGUGAUCCCUUCCAUUACUUUACAUUUAAGUAAGGUGUGGGGCUAGCUUCUGUACCAUUACAGUCAAAUUUUAAAACUUCAUUGUGAACAUGUUUGUGUAUGGUCAUAAUUAUUUGCACAUUGCUGAGUUCUUUAUUAUCUGCUUGUGCAGUAAAAUCACACCUUCAUGCCUAAGAUUUUGUAUAUAUAUUUUUUUCCCUUGAUAGUUAUUUUAUGCCUUUUUGACAGGCUUAAGCUAGUAUGUGUUGUUUUCGUUGUUGCUACAUUAAUUUUGUGAGUUGUUAUUGGUUUGAACUGCAUUGCUGUUGUGGCUUGUGUGCUUGAAGCUAGCAACUGAGGCCAAUGCAACUUAACUACCUUAUAGGCCCAGCAGCAAUGGAAACAAGUCUUCGUUGUAGACUGCCUCACAUUUUUGUAUCUUAUGUAACCUCUUUUGGUCAUUUUCAGUUUGACAGGACAGUGUUAGAUAUGAUUUUAAGUUAGUCUGAUGUGAUUUUACAGCGUGACAAACAUUGUAUUUAGUAUUUCAUUUUAAGUUUCUUUGAUGGCCUCAUAUACUUAGACCAUCAGAGGUCUGAAAAAAAUCGAGUGUGCAUAGUUUUUACCUUAAGUAUUUUAGGUGAAUUAGAUAGUUCUAGAGCUGUACCUCCUUGAAUAGUGAUUUGUUCCCUUUCUGUACAAUAUUCAGGGCCCAAAAAUAUUUUUAUGUACAAAUGCUUUGAUGCACUUUUUUUGUUUUGAAUGUGUGAAGCUUUCUUCAUACUUGAAGCAUGGCAAAUAUAGGAAAAAUAUAUCUGUAUUUAAUUGUAUUGUUAAGAGUCACGUUAAAAUAAUGAAAUAUUUAAAGAUAUGAAUUGUAAAGACUUGGUUUUUUAAGAAAAAUUAAGUAAAAUUUUUAAUUGAUGAAUUGCUCUUUUAAAACCCUCAUUUGCCACGGUGCUUUGAAAGGGUUUGGCUGUCUCAAACGUUAUUUAAAAGCAAAUUCCAGGGCAUCUAUGGUGUGUGUGGCAAAUAGUGAAGGAUGUAUAAAAUUCCCUCCCAGAGAAACCAAUCACUUAUGCUAAGUGGACUGAAUAUUAUGAUGUGAUGUGGUUCAGCUUUAUGUUUUCAUAAACAAGCAGUCCUUGCAAAUACUGCUCCUAGUGUGUUCUUGGGCUGUAUUAUGUGCUUAUGGAAAUACUUGGCUAAGCUGAAUUCACCUAGUACCAUCUCUUGAAUUUUUUAACUUUUUUCAUUCAACUGCACCUUAGGUCUUUCCUUGUCUCAAUAAACAUGUACACCUAGUGUAGUGCCUCUAAGUCUGUGCUUAUUUUUGUUUUCAUUUAAGAAGCACAAAACUUAUGGCCUUUUCUCUCAAAUCGUAAGUGCCUUUCAUAUGUGUGGAAUCCAUUCUUUUUGUAAAGUAUUGGGAUCAUUUAGCCUGUCUAUUAUUAUUUCAGAACAAAAUUAUUUCUAUAUAUCAUUAUUAUAUUUGAAAUGCUUGAGCAUUUCUCGACUAAUGUAUAAAUUUAAUUACCUGCACUGCCAUUUACUUGUACAAGCUACAAUGUGUUUUAGCAUUAUCCCAUGAGCAGCUUGUAGAGUAUCCCGUAUCCUGGAAUACACAAGUGAGAUCUGAUAGACUUAAGAAUUUUCUGACAUAUGCAAUUCAUAAGAACUGAAAGAGUUUAGUAGCACGCCACUAUUGUGUGGUUCGACCUCGCUUGAAUGUAUUUAGGGUUCCAUACUGCUUACUGAUGAGACGCCACCACGUGGCACACAGUGAGCCCCAGCCCUUU